ACGUGGUCAACUCGCUAUCAGCCUUCCCACAACUGCGCCACUUGGAGAUCACCUCAUGUUACAUGGUACAAGGAGCCGACAUCACACCGCUUCGUUUUUCUAGUGCACUCCAAACACUCGAUAUUCGCUUUACAGUUUCAUCCCCCGACAUCACGAAUCUUUCUCCGCUCACACAUUGCCUCGCCUUGACCGAGCUUGAUAUAUCCAGGACGCAAAUUACUGACUUGCGACUUUUGCCUGUUUGUAUGAGACUGCGCAAACUAAGGGUGACGGGCUGUCGGUUCGACACCAAUCUAGAGCCACUGACAGCAUGUUCGAAACUACAAACAAUACGCAUAGGCGGUAUUGGCAUUACCGACAUAGAGCCACUACGAG
This is a messenger RNA of Sphaeroforma arctica JP610, 375 nucleotides long. RefSeq lists its product as hypothetical. The record is from RefSeq and is a predicted model, not a curated record. The annotation marks the transcript as partial. NCBI's taxonomy places the organism in Eukaryota, Ichthyosporea, Ichthyophonida. The transcript has a single exon.